AAUCAACGAUUAAAUAUACAAGCACGCGUGGCUGCAUCGAAGGUCGAAGGUAGUAAAAGCAUAAGAUAUUCGACCCAGUGGAUCUAUGAGUGUUUAAUGCUUCGAAUAAAAAGCAAGAAAACUUUUCAUCACUUGCGAUCUCGUCAGAUAUUUGCCCUACCAUCAUUAACAACACUUAGUGUUACAUGAAGCGAAUGAAAGGAGCAUACGGUUUGGACCAAAGCACUUUCGACAUUUUAAAAACGAAAACUGAAAGCAUAAAUUCUAAUGAUGUCCGAGGAAUUAUUCUUGUAGAUGAAAUGAAGCUUGCAAAAUCACUAUCGUUUAAUAGGCAAAAUUUACAAUUCGAAGGCUUCACUAAUCUUGGCAAGUAUACUCCCAAACACCAACAAGGAGUUAAAGGUGAUCACGCGUUGGUGAUUAUGUUUCAACCUUUCAAAGGGAAAUGGGUACAAGCAUUAGAAUGCUUCUUAAGCAAAGGUAGCGCAACUGGAACAGUUUUGCAUCACAUAUUGCUGGAAUAUAUAAUAUUGGCUAAAAAAGCUGGACUAAAAGUUGAUGCGGUCACGAGCGAUGGUGCAUCGUGGAAUCGAAAUAUGUGGGAACAGUUUGGUGUAAAUGAGGAGAAUAUAAGUACUCCUCACGUAGCUGAGACUGAUCCUAAUUCCAUGCGGCGAUUAUGGUUUUUAUCGGAUUUUCCACAUUUGAUAAAUUGUUUGCGCAACUUUUUUUUAAAGCAGGGACGCUACGAUAACAUUUGGACACCUGAUGGGCUAGUAACCUUAAAUCAUUGGUAUUCGUUGCUUGAAGUGGAAAAUCCGAAAAGUUACAAUAUGAAAGUUAAUUACAAAAUCAGAGAAGAGCAUAUCAGACCACAGUACUAUCAAAAAAUGAACGUGGCGAUGGUAUUUCAAGUAACGUAUAACUUCAGUGAAUAUUUAAUAAAAGCUAUGAAUUGCCGAACUCCAAUUGAUAAUAUGAAGAUAGGGAAUGCUUUGUAUAAGAUUGUCGAAGAUUUCAUUGUUUAUCUUGAAAAGUGGGAACAAAAAGCUAAAGAUGAGAAUAUGGAGUUCAUACCUCCAAGUACAUACUAUGUUUUGAAGAUAUCUUUGAAAGCAACUUUAAAAAUAUGUGAUUUCCUUGUCAACACCUGUGGUUUCAAAUACUUGAUGACAGCUCGUUUAAAUCAAGACAGUUUGGAACGAUUUUUCGGUAUGAUGCGUAAUUAUUGCGGUUCAAAUGAUCAUCCCGAUUCGGCGGUGUUUAUACAAACUUACAGGCUUGUUUCAAUUUACUCAUUAGUCAAACCACCGAAAGAAUCAAACGUUACGGGCAGUGAUCUUAUGAAAAGCUUAACUUCAAUAACAGAUGCUGCAGAUAUUAAUGACGUAGAAAAAAAACAACAAUGGGAUGCACUAAUUGACACAUUACUGGACAGAGGAGUGGGUAUGGAUCAACUUGAGAAGGUUGCUGUCAAGUUCGAAGAGUAUGAUUAUAUGAAAUGUACUACCUCUCAAUACGUAAUUGCAUACGUAGCUGGAUAUGUGGCAAGAAAAUCAGCUCGAUUUGCCACUGUAAUGGAAGUAGACACUAACGGUAAAAAGCGUCGUCUAGUUUGUUCAGUUUAUACCACAACACUAUAUCUCGACAACAAAGAGCUCGUCCCAAAUUCUUACAAGCUCAUACAAAUCAGAAAUAGAAGUGCUUUAAUACAGCCUUCUAUACAGCUUUUUAAUUUAAUUAAUAUUUUAGAAAGAGCUAUUUCGACAGUUAUCAAUGAUCAGCAGAUCAUUUAUGCGGAAUUAUUAUACGACGUUACCACAAAAUUGGCAGAAUUACCACCACUUCCAUUACUUGGCUGUAAAGAGCACAAUACUGCAUUCACUUAUAAAAUUGUUGCUUUCUUCUUGACGACACGAAUGUUUUUUGUCACGAAGCAAUCUAACAAGAAUGACAAUAUUGAGAAAGAAGUGACAAGAGAAAGAAGAAAGCUUUCAAAGCUCUCGAAUGUUCCUGCGACAGAAACGAAUGGUGUUGGCAUCGUAAAACAACCUGAUAAAAUUAAAACCAAGAACGCUACGAAAAACACAAGAAAAAGAAAAUACAACUGUUCCAGUAUCGAAGUUGAAGUAAAACCUGCCGCGAAAAAACAACGUAUGGGAAAAGAAAACAAAUUUGCGAAUAAAUUAAUAGUGAAUCGCCGAUAA
Molecule: messenger RNA, 2207 nt
Organism: Phymastichus coffea
Lineage: Eukaryota; Metazoa; Arthropoda; Insecta; Hymenoptera; Eulophidae
Exons: 6
Coding region: 186-2207 (673 amino acids)
Source: RefSeq, a predicted model, not a curated record